This is a messenger RNA of Auxenochlorella protothecoides, 1563 nucleotides long. Its product is annotated as Origin recognition complex subunit 5. Gene Ontology annotation, cellular component: nuclear origin of replication recognition complex; nucleus. Lineage: Eukaryota; Viridiplantae; Chlorophyta; Trebouxiophyceae; Chlorellales; Chlorellaceae. The coding region runs from base 1 to 1563 and encodes 520 amino acids. Gene Ontology annotation, biological process: DNA replication; DNA replication initiation. The transcript has 4 exons. The record is from RefSeq and is a predicted model, not a curated record. Gene Ontology annotation, molecular function: DNA replication origin binding.
AUGGUGAACUCGUCUGCCGCCGAUGCAGAGCUCAAGGCCCGGUUCCCAUGCCGGGAACGCAGCAUCGAUGCCCUGGCUACGGCAGUGCAGACCGGGCAAGCGGGCGCCUGUACCCUGCUCCUGCAUGGCCCCCCAAGCACCGGCAAGACCGCCAUCGUCAGGGCGUGCAUGUCGGCAUGGGGCAUGCGCCACGCGUUCAUCGACUGCGUGGCGUGCAGCACCCCCCGCCCCCUGCUCCAGUCGCUGCUGCACCAACUCAAGGGCGGCGCAAGAAAGCGCGGCACGGGCUACGCCCAGGACCAGGACUGCGACUCGCUGGCGGAGCUCCUGGUCCUCCUGCCGGCCCUGUUCCGGGGUCAUGGCCGGGCACCCCCCCAGCGCGGUGCCUGGGUGGUGCUGGACAACGCGCAGCGACUGGCCGGCAGCGACCUGCUGACGGGGCUGACGCGCGCGGGGGCUGCCGCGGACGUCCCGCUGUCCGUCCUGCUCCUGGCCAGGCAGCCCUGGUCCAGCACGGCGUUCGCCACCUCCACGCAAGCCCUGGCGCCGCCGGCCACGCUGGAGUGGGCUGCCUACUCCAGCGACCAGAUGAUCCAGAUCCUGGAGCACCGAAGACGCCCGACGCACCCCGCCGGCGCCGCCCCCUCCGGCGACGCGGCCACCUUCCGCGCCUUCCUCACCGCGUUCGUGCCCACCUACCGCCGCGCGACCACGGACCUGCUGGAGGUGGAGGCGGCGGUGGCGGCGCUGUACCCCGCAUUCAGAGCGCCGCUGGAUGCAGGGCGCGAGCUUCGGCCCGCGCAGCUCCACGCGCGCGUCAACCCCCUGGUCCAGCGCGUGGUCGCGGAGCGCAGCCACACUGCGGCGCCGGCGGCCAAGGAAUUCGGGAGCGGCGUGCCCUGCAUGGGGGCCGCGCAUGAUGCGACCCCAGGCUCGUCGAGUGGGGCGCCACCGGCACUGGCCUCCCAGCUGCCCUUCGUGUCCAAGUACCUCAUCUUGGCGGCCUACGUGGCGUCGCGCAACAAGCCCACCGCCGACCGCGCCGUGUUCGACCCGGGGUUCAGGAAGAAGGCGCGGCGCGGCGCCCAGGCGCACGACCGCAUGGUCGAGGCCGCAGAGGAGGCUUGGCUGCGGGGGCCGCACCCCUUCCCCCUGGAGCGCUGCCUGCACAUAUUCUACGCGUUGUACUCGAGCCACGAGGGGGAGGAGGUGGGGGAGGGCGGGGCCUGGCACGACCCCGGCGCGGAGGGAGGGGUCGAGGACUGGAGCGACGCCAAUGUGACCCGGGACUGCUUGGGCCAAGGGCGACGCUCGCCUGGAAGCCAGCCGCGGGGCGGCGACUGCGGCGGGGUGGACCGAGCGGCGACCUACCCGCCCGAGGUGCUGCAUGCCGACGUGCUGAUGGCCCUGUCCAGCCUGGUCAUGCUGCGCAUGCUCAGCAUGAGUGGCGGGGACCCGCUGGAGCCGGGCACGCUGUACCGAUGCGGGGUGGAGGAGGGGGUGGUGCGGGCCAUCGCCGCCAACCUCAAGGUGCAGCUCUCCGACUACCUGAAGCUGGCCUGA